AAGACCAUCACUUAUUUAUCAGCUCUGUCGAGAUAAAGACCAUUAUUGUUUUCUUACGAAGCUUCGUUAUUUAUAACGAAAAUUAACAGAUUGUUUACACGGUUCGAGAGAGACGCAUGUGCUCUUGAUUCAUUAUUCAUGUGAUCAAUAAGACUGAUUAUUUAUUAUACUAGAGUUUGAUUCAGAAGGCUAAUUAGUAUUAAAUCAUGUUACGGUCGCAGACAUUUCGCUCGGGAAGGCGCUACCAGCUGGCAUGCUACUCGACGGCGAAGGGUCCAGGCGGGCCUUUAAAGUGGAUCGUGAAUCUCUGGUUAAAAACCGCGGCCGCCUAUACAAAUCGAUUGACAUUGCUUCCCAAAGGAAUUUCUAAAGAAACUAUAAACCCUUGGCCCGAGAGACUCUCCCAGAUGGAAUUAUUUUCACCAAUAACUAGUACACAACCUCGACGCGUCAUAGCGAUCCGCCGCGAGGACCAGUCGGUGUGGGAGCGUCGGGCGCCCUUCUCCCCGGCCAACGUCAACCGCCUCGUGAGGAAGGGCGUCAAGGUCAUCGUGCAGCCGUCCAACAGGAGGGCUUAUCCUAUGCAGUCCUACAUCAGCGCUGGAGCAGUGAUUCAGGAAGACAUCAGCGAAGCCAAUGUGAUAUUCGGCGUGAAACAGACACCAGUCGACUUGUUGAUACCCAACAAGACCUACUGCUUCUUCUCCCACACCAUCAAGGCUCAAGAGGCUAACAUGCCCAUGUUGGAUGCUAUAUUGGCUAAGAACAUUAGGCUGCUAGACUACGAGAAGCUGAUGGACGGCUCCGGCAACCGCGUGGUGGCGUUCGGCAAGUACGCGGGGGUCGCCGGCAUGAUCAACAUCCUGCACGGGAUCGGGCUGCGGCUGCUGGCGUUAGGGCACCACACGCCUUUCAUGCACAUAGGCCCAGCCCACAACUACCGCAGCUCCAGCAUGGCUCGCCAGGCCAUCCGGGACGCCGGCUACGAGGUGGCACUCGGCAUGAUGCCCAAGUCUUUAGGACCCCUGACCUUCGUGUUCACCGGCUCGGGGAAUGUCUCACAGGGAAGCCAAGAGAUAUUCCAAGAACUACCUCAUGAAUAUGUCCCACCAGAGAUGUUGAGGAAGGUUGCUGAGCAUGGAAGCCCAAACAAGAUAUAUGGUUGUGAAGUUAGAAGAAGGCAUCAUUUGGAGAGGAAGAACGGAGGAGGGUAUGAUGCCCAGGAGUACGAGGAACAUCCUGAAAGAUACAUCUCUACAUUUGCACAAAAGAUAGCGCCAUACACAUCAGUGCUGGUGAACUGCAUCUACUGGGCCGUGGACAGUCCGAAGCUGCUGACGAUCCCUGACGCGAAGCACCUUCUCAUCCCCUCCAAUACCCCCUGGCUGCCCAAGAGCAUCGGAGCACCAGCUCUGCCUCACAGAAUGUUAGCCAUCUGCGAUAUAUCUGCCGACCCAGGCGGUUCCAUCGAGUUCAUGAACGAGUGCACGACUAUCGACACCCCGUUCUGUCUCUACGACGCAGAUCGGAAUAAAGACACUAAAAGUUUCAAAGGCCCUGGCGUGUUAGUAUGUUCUAUAGAUAACAUGCCUACCCAGUUGCCGAGAGAGUCCACAGACUUUUUCGGAGAUCUUCUGUACCCAUACGCUGAAGACAUCAUGAAGUCCGACGCAUCGAAACCUCUCGAUGAUCACGACUUCAGUCCGGUGGUUCAAGGGGCUAUCAUUACAAGCAAUGGAAAGUUGACCGCACCUUUUGAAUACAUAAAUGAACUGCGCCAGUCGAACACACGCUCCAGGCAUAAGGUAGAAGGCAAUGACACAGAAAAUUCUGUUGUAAUUUUGGGCAGUGGAUUGGUUUCUGCUCCUGUUGUCGAAUAUCUUUCCAGAGAAAAGGGUGUUGCUGUAACCAUAGCAUCACAAGUAAAAGAGGAGGCGGACGCUCUAGCCGACCGCUACGGCGUGCAAUCCGUGUACCUCGAGGCCAACGACGAGGCGGCCCUCAGGGAGGUCGUAUCCAAGUCCAGGCUGGUGAUCUCCCUGCUCCCGUACGACCUGCACGGGGUGGCGGCGCGCGCCUGCAUCGCGGCGGGGGUGCACAUGGUGACGGCUUCGUAUGUGACACCGGAGGUUCAGGACCUGCAUGAUGCUGCCAAGAACGCGGGCAUCACGAUCCUGAACGAGGUCGGCCUGGACCCCGGCAUCGACCACCUGCUGGCGCUGGAGUGCAUCCACGACGUGCAGAACCACGGCGGCCGCGUCGACUCCUUCGUCUCUUACUGCGGAGGUCUCCCGGCAGCAGAGUUCAGCGACAACGCGCUCCGCUACAAGUUCUCGUGGAGCCCGCGCGGCGUGCUGCUCAACACCAUCUCCGCCGCCAAGUACCUGAGCAGGGGACAGGUAGUAGAAGUCCUCAGCGGGGGUGAGCUGAUGUCCGUGGCUCGGGACCUGGACUUCCUCCCAGGGUUCGCCUUCGAAGGUUUCCCCAACCGGGACAGCACAAAGUACGCCAAACUGUACGGAAUCGAAGACGCCCACACUAUCUUCAGGGGUACCCUACGGUACAAGGGCUUUGCGGAAUGUAUGACUGCGCUGCAACUGUUCGGGCUUGUGGACCCUAACCCUCACCCAUCUCUGCACCCUGAAGGUCCUGAAAUUACUUGGCGUCAAUUCGCGUGUGAGCUUCUUGGCUUGACAGACUCUUCAAUCUUCUACGGCAAUCUCAAAGGGCGGCUCACAGAACGAAUUGGCCCAGUUGGAACUCACGCGCUGGAGUCUUUGGGACUCCUUGAAGAUGAAGCUAUCGUGAAACGAUCCACACCUUUAGAUACCAUCAGUCAUUAUUUGAGCAAAAAACUCGUUCUUGAAAACGGCGAAACCGACUUCGUGGUCCUCCGCCACGAGGUGGGCGUGACGUGGGGCGACGGGCGCAAGGAGCGGCGUGACGUCACCAUGACGGUGCGCGGGGACCCCGCCUCCCACACCGCCAUGGCCCGCACUGUCGGCCUGCCCACCGCUAUCGCUGCCAAGAUGGUGCUGGAUGGUGAGAUCCAGGACCGCGGGGUGCUGCUGCCCUUCGCGCCCGUGGUGUAUCGCUCCCUGCUGUCCCGCCUGCGCGCCGACGGCAUCAACGCCAAGGAAACCACCACGCCAUUGAACUAGACAUGACUGUGUCAUCAUCACGACCUAUUACGCCCCCACUGCUGGGGCAUGGGGCUCUGGAUGAAGGAAGGGUUUUAGGCCACUAAACUUUUUGUGUGUGUGACUUUGAGAAUGACGCGUUUAUGUGGUCCUUUCAAGAUGAUUGUGCUGUGCUUAGUGUUAUGUUGAAGUUGUAAAUAAUAGUAUUUAUUUAUUCAUUGUCAAAUUAAUUUUAAUUGUAAGUUUAAGGAAGAUGUUUUAUAAUAAAGUUAGUUUU
Messenger RNA from Plutella xylostella (diamondback moth), 3417 nucleotides. The record is from RefSeq and is a predicted model, not a curated record. Lineage: Eukaryota; Metazoa; Arthropoda; Insecta; Lepidoptera; Plutellidae.